Leguminivora glycinivorella is the source of this 1778-nucleotide messenger RNA. It is a transcript of the gene mri, whose product is annotated as BTB/POZ domain-containing protein 10. The record is from RefSeq and is a predicted model, not a curated record. Gene Ontology annotation, biological process: positive regulation of phosphorylation. Gene Ontology annotation, molecular function: protein binding. Gene Ontology annotation, cellular component: cytoplasm. NCBI's taxonomy places the organism in Eukaryota, Metazoa, Arthropoda, Insecta, Lepidoptera, Tortricidae.
UCUGUCAAACGUUCGCUGACGUAAAAUUUUUCCACUGCAUAAAAUCUUUGUUUUCACGACGAGAAAUCUCAGACGUCCGCAGUUUAAGCCUCAAAGGCAGCGCGUAGCGCGUGAUGUGAUAGUGGCACCUAUGUCGGACAUGGAGGGCAAAGGCCAGGAGGCCAUGACCGAUCAGAGGAGAUCAUUUUUCUAUCCAGACAGUAGCAGCGAUACCGAGGAGUACAGAAGGGAUAACGAGGAUAGGAGAAAGAGGUUGUCUAAGAGGAAUAUGCCUCCUAUGAGGGCGCGUUUGUCUUCUGCGAGCAUGCCUCCUAAGAAUCAAGCUAAUACUCCGCUUCCUUCGACGUCGUCAGCACAAGAUGCGCCCAGGAAUGGAAAGCAGUUGUGUGAAGACAGGAUUACGUUGGUUGUAGACAAUACUAGGUUCGUGGUGGACCCAGCGCAGUUCACAGCACAUCCAAAUACGAUGCUUGGCAGGAUGUUCAGUUCAGGUCUUGAAUUUACACAUCCAAAUGAGCGAGGAGAGUAUGAGGUGGCUGAAGGCAUUUCAGCAACGGUGUUCCGAGCCAUUCUCGAGUACUACAGAGGUGGAGCCAUUCGGUGCCCACCGGCAGUCUCCGUUCAGGAGCUGAGAGAGGCCUGUGACUAUCUACUUGUGCCGUUCGAUGCAGAUACAGUGAGAUGCCAGAAUCUCCGAGGCCUUCUCCACGAGCUAUCCAACGAGGGAGCGCGCCGUCAGUUCGAGAACUUUUUGGAACGUCUCAUCCUGCCGCUGAUGGUGCAAUCAGCCCGCCGUGGCGACCGGGAGUGCCAUGCUGUAGUGCUACUGGAUGAUGAUGCGGUAGAAUGGGAUGAGCAGUAUCCCCAAAUGGGGGAUGAAUACAGUCAGACUGUACUGUCCACACCGCUUUACAGGUUCUUCAAGUAUAUCGAGAACAGAGAUGUCGCAAAGCAAGUGAUGAAGGAACGAGGGCUCAAAAAGAUUCGUCUCGGCGUGGAGGGGUACCCGACUUACAAAGAAAAAGUCCGCAAAAGGCCCGGAGGCCGAGCCGAAGUGAUCUACAACUACGUCCAACGCCCGUUCAUCCACAUGUCCUGGGAGAAGGAGGAAGCCAAGAGCCGCCACGUGGACUUCCAGUGCUUCAAGUCCAAGAGCGUCACCAACCUCGCCGAGGCCACGGCCGACCCUGUCAUGGAGCUGGAGAACAGGGUUAGAGAGCUGGAGGUGGAAGUUCAGCCGGAGCCCCCAGCGGAGCUCCCAGCCGAAGAGGAGCCGGCGGUGUGACCCCCUCGCGCCGCGCUGGCUCUACUCGCUAGCUUCUGUUGGUACCACGCCUGACACACCACUAUACCCCGUUACACCACAGUUAUACAGCCGUAUACCACUAUUACCCCUGUUAUACCACGGUAUACUACUGUUAUACAGCGACAUACCGGCAUUACACUGCGGUAUACCAUCGUUAUACAACGGUAUAACACUAUUAUACCGCGGUAUAACGCUUCUAUACUACAGAAUACCAGGUAUAUGCCGUGUAUACCACUUCUAUACAGCGUUAUGCCAGAUUAUAUCGCGUAUAUCACUCUUAUACCAUGGAGAAUAUUAGUAGAUUGGCUGAUCAGAGUCAUUUGCUGCAGAUACUAGCAUAAACUUACUCCUAGCUUCUGUUGGUACCACGCCUGACACACCACUGUACCACGUUACACCGCGGUAUACCACUGUUAUACAGCCGUAUAGUAAUAUCAUACCGCGAUAUACAGGCAUUACACCUCGGUAUACC